UACUUACCAUCCUGUUCUUUACCUCCAGGUCCUGAUUAUGAUAUAAGCCAAUGGACUAACGAGAAAGAGAAGCUGGGGCUGGAUUUCCCGAACCUCUCCUAUCUCAUUGACGGCCAGACAAAGCUCACGCAGAGCAAUGCUAUCCUCCGCUACGUAGCGCACAAACACAAGAUGGCUGGCGAGAGUGAGGAGGAGAUGCAGAGAGUGGACAUGCUGGAGAACCAGGUGAUGGAUUUCCGCCUGGCCUUUGCAAGGAUCUGCUACAACCCUGACUUUGUGAGUGCAUCCCUGCUCCCCUGGGGGUGUGGGUCAUAGCUGGACUGCAACAGAUGACUCAGGAGGGUCACAUGAGGUUAACAGGUGUAGAUAUAAUCCAGAGCUUUACAAGCCUCCAUUAAUUACCUGGGAAGAAGAGUAGUUAUCCCCAUUUUACAGAGGUGGGGGAGAGAGAAGUGAUGUGACUUGCCUGAGAUCCCACAGUAAACCAAUAGCAGAGGUAAGAUAGAAUUUGAGCCCUCCCUAGAUUCAACACUGCCUGUUCCCCCAUCCCACUCUGCCUCACAGACAAAGAGAGGUGGAAUUGGUCAGGGAUUAUGUGUCAGAGCAGACCAGUCUGUGAAGUCUAUUACGGCUCCUCUUUAGCCACAGCCUCUUCCUUCAAAGGAAGGUGAAUAAUUUCUAUCAUGCAUCAGACUAGUUACCUGAUGUUGGCAUGGGAGGGAGGAGAGUG
Chrysemys picta bellii (western painted turtle) is the source of this 730-nucleotide messenger RNA. NCBI's taxonomy places the organism in Eukaryota, Metazoa, Chordata, Testudines, Emydidae. The record is from RefSeq and is a predicted model, not a curated record.